Molecule: messenger RNA, 465 nt
Organism: Pistacia vera
Lineage: Eukaryota; Viridiplantae; Streptophyta; Magnoliopsida; Sapindales; Anacardiaceae
Product: glucan endo-1,3-beta-glucosidase-like
Exons: 1
Coding region: 1-465 (154 amino acids)
Biological process (GO): carbohydrate metabolic process
Cellular component (GO): plasma membrane
Molecular function (GO): hydrolase activity, hydrolyzing O-glycosyl compounds
Source: RefSeq, a predicted model, not a curated record
AUGUCUUCGAGUUCUUCCACGGCUCUCCUAAUCUUCAUAAGCUUCAUCCUCCAGAUUUCGGCCACCACCACCGCCAUCGGUGUGAACUAUGGUACGUUGGGAAACAACCUUCCGCCACCAGCUCAAGUGGCUGACUUUCUAGCAACAAAAACACAUAUUGAUCGCAUUAAAAUCUUUGAUACAAACCCUGAAAUUCUUCGUGCCUUUGCCAACACUAACAUUUCUGUGACUGUGACGGCGGGCAACGGUGAUAUUCCUGCUCUUACUAAGCUCUAUGCUGCUCGCCAGUGGGUUGUUGCAAACAUAGCUCCCUAUUAUCCACAAACAAAGAUUAUUCGUGUUGUUGUUGGCAAUGAAAUCCUGCAAAGUGCCGUUAAGGAUUGGAUUUAUAAUCUUGUUCCAGCCAUGAAAACUCUUAACCAGGCUUUGGUCGAUGCUGGGUUCAAAGAUAUUAAGGUUCGAUAA